This is a messenger RNA of Myotis brandtii (Brandt's bat), 2110 nucleotides long. RefSeq names its product ring finger protein 121 (gene RNF121). NCBI's taxonomy places the organism in Eukaryota, Metazoa, Chordata, Mammalia, Chiroptera, Vespertilionidae. Gene Ontology annotation, molecular function: metal ion binding; ubiquitin protein ligase activity. The transcript has 9 exons. The coding region runs from base 22 to 1005 and encodes 327 amino acids. The record is from RefSeq and is a predicted model, not a curated record. Gene Ontology annotation, cellular component: Golgi membrane; endoplasmic reticulum membrane.
GGGAGGGGGAGACCUGUGAAGAUGGCGGCAGUGGUAGAGCUAGAGGUUGGACGAGGUGCUGCCGGGGAACGGGAGCUGGAUGAGGUUGAUAUGUCACAACUCUCCCCAGAGGAGCAAUGGAGGGUCGAGCAUGCACGCAUGCAUGCCAAGCACCGUGGUCAUGAAGCCAUGCAUGCCGAAAUGGUCCUCAUCCUCAUCGCUACCUUGGUGGUGGCCCAGCUGCUCCUGGUGCAGUGGAAGCAGAGGCAUCCUCGCUCCUACAAUAUGGUGACCCUCUUUCAGAUGUGGGUUGUUCCCCUCUAUUUCACAGUGAAGCUGCACUGGUGGAGGUUCCUAGUGAUCUGGAUCUUCUUCUCUGCUGUCACAGCCUUUGUCACCUUCCGAGCCACCCGAAAGCCACUAGUGCAGACAACCCCAAGGUUGGUUUAUAAGUGGUUCCUGCUGAUCUAUAAAAUUAGCUAUGCCACUGGCAUCGUUGGCUACAUGGCUGUCAUGUUUACCCUUUUCGGUCUUAAUUUAUUAUUCAAGAUCAAACCAGAAGAUGCCAUGGACUUUGGCAUUUCUCUCCUCUUCUAUGGCCUCUACUAUGGUGUUCUUGAGCGGGACUUUGCAGAAAUGUGUGCAGACUACAUGGCGUCUACCAUAGGGUUCUACAGCGAGUCAGGCAUGCCUACCAAACACCUCUCGGACAGCAUGUGUGCCGUGUGUGGGCAGCAGAUCUUUGUGGAUGUCAGUGAAGAGGGCAUCAUCGAGAACACGUACAGGCUGUCUUGCAAUCACGUUUUCCACGAGUUCUGCAUUCGCGGCUGGUGCAUUGUGGGAAAGAAACAGACGUGUCCCUACUGCAAAGAGAAGGUCGACCUCAAGAGGAUGUUCAGCAACCCCUGGGAGAGGCCCCACGUCAUGUACGGGCAACUGCUGGAUUGGCUUCGCUAUUUGGUAGCCUGGCAGCCUGUCAUCAUUGGCCUGGUACAAGGCAUCAACUACAUCCUGGGCCUCGAGUAAUCAGGCAGAAGAGCAUCCACCCACCAUGGACCUCAGGGCACACUCCUCCCUGCCCUUCAAGACCUCCUGGGUGGGAAAGACUCAAAGGGGCACUUGGGCCACUCAGGACCCUCCUGGCUGUGUCCGGGCAGGGGAGGGAUAUGAUGGCGAGCUAGCCAGUGGGCUGUCAGCAGUGGGGGCUUUUUAAAAGAAAACUAUUUUGAUGAAUAUAUUUAAAAACCUUUUUUAUUGUGGAGCAUAGGAACUGCCCCAACUCCUGCAGGCCUUAUCCUCCUGCUUGAGCAAGGCGGGAGCAGAGCCACAACCUUUCUGGUGUAAAGGAGCCUCCUCACCUCUGGCUGAGAGCCUCAGCCCACCCAUCUCUCCUUCCCUCGAAGGGGCUCAAGCCUGGCACGCUCAGCGUGGAAGAGCUGAAGCCCUCCCACUGGUGCCACAGAGGAGCACUGUGUGGUGAGGUAUCUUCUACCUUCCCCUGUCCAGGAGCCAUAGGCUGGUUGAGGCAAGUGGAAUCUUGUGACUUUUCCAGUGAGGGAAGCCUUGGGACCUCAGAAUGCCUUGAGGAUUUGUUUGGGGGCAGGAGCAGUUUGGGUGACCUGCCCGGAGCAAACCUGCACUCAGCCAGAACGGAGGCCAUGGGAGCUGCAAUGAUUGAGGGCCCCUUGUGCCCGGAAGUGGCAGUAUAUACCACAGGCCAUUCAGCCACAUCACUUCCUUCCCAGAAAGCCUGUGUGAAUGUGUGCGUGCGUCUGAGUGGGUGCGGCAGAGGGAUUGUGACAGACAAGAAAGAGACUUUGUUCCCUUGAAGCUGGCAGGGGAUUCCCGGCCAGAGAAUGUCCCUGCGUCAGCUUUGUUGUUCAUGGGUCCUGUCUGGGCCUGGCAGGGGAAGUAGGAGGAGGGGGAGGCCCAGGUGAGUAUGGCUUCUGAAAAGGGAUUCCAGGGAGGCCCAGCCCUGGUCCUAGGAGUUGUGCGGACGUGGGAGGGUAAACAUGGGGCUACUAGGGGCCUCGGCCCAUCUGGGCCUACCCCUUCAAGGGCAGCAAGAACCAGGAAGGAUCUUGUCACUCCAUUCUGAAUAAAGCUCCAUGAGCUGGGUUGGAAAGCUGAA